CAUGUGAUUGAAAAAUAAACAACGGUCUAUGUGUAUUAACCAGUUAAAAAUAAGACAUGUUUGAAUCAUCUGUGUAAUAGUUUCUAUAUAAGUGCAUUAUUACUCAAUGUUAGGAAGUUAAUUUUAAUUUCAUAGAAAAUAAGGAUGAGUGUUUAUAUUCUGAAAAUAAUCUUUUUAGUAGCUCUUAUAGAGCAGAAUUUUAUAGUUGAUGCUAAUGUGCUCCAACAAAACAAAACUACGCACCAUGUGCGUAGAUCAAGUAUGGAUGAUAGUUUUUUCAAAAAUCAAAAAGCUCCUUCUUACCGAUCGUUUCAACCAGUUUCUAUCAAGUACCAUAAGACCACCUACCCUCGAGCUGAUGAUAGGCCUGACUACGAUAUAACAUCGUACGACACUGAGUAUGGAGGAGUCGUCUCUAACUUCACGUCUUCCAUUUAUGAUGAUAAUCCGCCGUUGUACCCCAAUCCUGAAUUUAUUUCAAGGACUAAUCAAGUGAUCAAGUCUGAAAGUAAAGUGGCGGAAACGGAAGUCGAUCUUCCCGAUGACUCCCUAGCAGACGCGGAUCUAAAGGAACACAAUAUUAUCGAUAGUGUAACUUACCUUUACGGGUUCAAUAACUGCCACGUUCGCAACGAAUGGAUGAUACUGAUCUUCAUAACUUGCGGUAUCGCGAUAUUAUUGGUGUUAGCAGCGAUGGCAUGGUUAAUGUGGAGUGCGCCUGCAGCUGAUUUCCGACGUGGCAGCAAACUGUACCCAAUCAACAUCAACUUGUGCUGCUGUCUCGCAGCUUGCACGCUGAUCUACGUACAGGCGGCUAUGGGUGUGUCAUCUCCAUCACAAUGUGAACGAGUAGCCUUACUUCUUCAUUAUACCUAUCUCACUUGUGCAAUGUGGAUAGUGGCGCUCGCAGCCGCAGUCGCCGAAUACUGCGCCUGCGACACUCUGUUGCCAUUGAAGUAUAACUACUUACUCGCUUAUGGUGUGCCUGCUGUCGUCGUCAUGUUCAAUUACGCUCUUUCUAUGGAGCAUUACGAAAUAAAACAUUACUGCUGGAUGUCCAUCGAGAAAGGCAUGGUUAUGGGCUUCAUGGUGCCUGCCAUGGUUUUAAUCUUGAUCAACACUGCCAUCAUAAUUCUAGGCCUACAAAGCGUUAACAAGAAACAAGCUGAAAUGCUAACAGCUAAAAUACAAGAAUUAGUUGACCACCACAUAGCAAAUUGGCCGAAAAAUGAGCAACUUGAGGAUAAUAAAAAUGGCAGCAUAGAUACUUUGAAUAUUUACACUCCCGGAAGUAGCAGGAAGAAUACAGACAGCACGGAUACUUUGGAUAAAGAAUAUAAUUUGAGUGAAGAUGAUUGCGGUUAUGUUAAUUUGCAUCUGCCAGGUAAUACUGGAAACGGCGAAUGCGGAAUUGAAAAUGAGUCGAACGCUAAAACGAUUAACGACAAGGGGCUACUAAAUAUGUUGUACAAUGACAACUUAUCCUGGAAAUGGAGCUGGAACACGGAAGGGAACGAAUUGAAAACAUAUUUACACCUGUGUCUGGUGUUAGAACCUUUCUUCGCCAUCAACUGGGUGAUGGGUGUGGUGGCUAUAGAAAACGCCGCGCAUUGGUCUACUCCGACUAUUUACCUCAUACUCGUCGUCGCGAUGUACGUGUACUUGACUGUAACAAUCUGUACGACUUUGCCGAUUGUUCGUAACAAGAACGCGAAUCAACCAUGCUGUGAAGAUGUUGUAAUCGAGCCUGCCAUCGCUAGAACUAGGACAACGGACAGCAUUCCUCUCCUAGACCCGGCGAUACAGCAGCCCAGUGUGACUCCGGCCCCGGCAGACACCAUCAGUACGAUCAGCAUAUAAUCCAGGCCUUAAAACAUACUGGUUCAAUCUAACGAGCGAAGAAAAUCCGGUACCACGUUUGUGGACAACCUAUGUUCCACUGCGGAUCAAUCGAAUCGGAUAGAUCUUUACGAAACAAUGUGGUACCUUCUUCAAAAUGCUCUAAAAUGACGCGUCUUAAUCAAUGGAAUGGAAGUGUGUGCGAGACACUUUCGUUCAUGAUUGCAUUCAUAUUUAUAGAUUAAUGAUAAAAUAAUCAUGAUGAAACAGUUUUUAAAGUUGCUGAUUUGAUAAAAAUAUUCGAUGAGAAAUCAUUUAUUUAUUCGAUAGUCGAAAAACAUGGUAUAAAUUAGUAGGAUAACUUUUUCAGCACUGGCAAUAUUUUUUAAUUAAAUGAAUGUGAUUGGUCCAAUUGCGACAAGUAUUGCCAACAAUACCGACAUCCUGUUUCUGUUCUAUUUUGCAAAAUUAUUUUCGCGCGUAUUUUAAAAACUACGAAAUCUUACAACGUACAUUUUUUACAGAACUUUUAUGAGAUACACGGUUUAAGUACUUAAAUAUAUUCACAAAUAUCAAUCAAGGAAUUUUAAGACUUGUUGUUUAAAGUCUCAUUUAAAGUAUUACUUAAUUAAUACUUAUACUAUUAUUACAAGAGUGUGUCUCUUGACUUGUUUCAGUAGGAUAAUUUUGUUUAUUACAGAUACCAACUGAUUUUAAAUAUAAAAAAGGAACAAACUUAAAAGUAGGUUCUUUGUCAUUUACAAAACUACUUUUCGACGACAAUUUAUCUACUUUAAAAUGAAGCUUCUGUAAGUCCUUAGGGGCGUGUUUUUUCCAAAAUACAGUCAGUAGGUACAUGAUUAUUUACAAGUCUAUUAAUAUUUCCUUUUGAAUGAUGGAAGAUUAUUUAACGAAAGGUGUGGACUGCAGUCGUUUUCCGGCAUGGAUUAAAUAACACUAUUUCUGGCGACUUGCAGUUCUGCUCAUUCUCAUAUAUUACGGGCGUGAGUUCUGUUGUCACUGGUGUUUGAAGUUAUAUUAUAAUAACAAAGUAAAUAAAUACUGAAUUUGAUUACGACCAAUGAAUUAAUAUAUUUCUCUAAAGUUAAAAAGGUUAACAUCUAUUCAGAGAUGGACUCUAUUAAAGUACAUAUCUAAAUUGUUAGAGGAUAUUACCAAAUAAAAAAAUCGUUAAUCCAUUUAAAUAAAAUGUAAUUUUGGAAUGUUUCAUCUUCAAGAUAAUAAUUAAGAGGUUUUAAGAAUUUUAAAAUUCUUCGAGUGCAUUAUUUAGAUUGUAGAUAAGUAAGAAAUAAAUAAUUGUGAAUUGAAACGAUUUCAAUCUAUUUAGAGCAGAAUAACAUUUUGUAGUUAUUUGGAUCGCUUAUCUUUGAUGCCUAUUUAUACAAAUAAAAGCAGUGUAUGCUAGAAAACGCACAAUAUUUUUAAAAUUUAAGAGCUACCUUCAAUAGGUACUUAUUUUCAUAGAGGGCCUGGUAUGGGGAGUGGGGGGGUCGAGUUUUUUCUUCAACCAAAUGCUAUACUGAUACCUACUUAGCAUAGCACCACUGCUUUUAUUUCAACUAUUUAAUAGUUACUGUAUUAACUACAUUUUCUAUACAAAUUUACCUACGCUGUCUAUACCACAGUACCUCUCUAUAUUUCUCAUGAUGUUCAAAAGGGCAAUAAUAAUUUUGUGGGUAUCUGACGUUACAUACGGGCAAAGUGAGUCGAGUAACGAAUUUAGUAUCAUUCUGCAUUAUAUGAAAAGUUUAAACAAGAAAUCGCGUGUUAUGUUAGUACUGAAUUGGCCCUUACGUGAUUUUAAAAUGCCCAUGUCAAAAGAGCUCAUUUCCACGUUUUAAACAGACCAAAAUUUUUCAGUGUUAACUUGAAAUUUUGCUACUUUCUGUGUACUUAAACAUUUCUUGUGAUAGUUGGAUAGACAUAGCAAUAGG
This is a messenger RNA of Pectinophora gossypiella (pink bollworm), 3794 nucleotides long. RefSeq lists its product as uncharacterized. Gene Ontology annotation, biological process: adenylate cyclase-activating G protein-coupled receptor signaling pathway; cell surface receptor signaling pathway. The record is from RefSeq and is a predicted model, not a curated record. Bases 145 to 1860 code for a protein of 571 amino acids. Gene Ontology annotation, cellular component: membrane. Gene Ontology annotation, molecular function: G protein-coupled receptor activity. The transcript is spliced from 9 exons. Lineage: Eukaryota; Metazoa; Arthropoda; Insecta; Lepidoptera; Gelechiidae.